UGCAGGAAUAGGCUUGAAAAGGCUUCACAACAUAAGCUUUUAGAGAAGGUAGUUGCAUAGUGAUAUUGCAGUAUGGCUGCUGUUCCUGCUCAGCUCCCUGAUGAGUUUGGUCCUGAGCCCACUGACGAUUCAGUGUUAAGGUUUAUAAAAACACAUCGAGCGUGCGCUGUUUGGGAAGGCAAGGAUCCAGGGCCACUGAAAUGCCGCGGUCGUAAUGACGAGUUCCGAAAACGACGCCGGAUAGUGGUGGAUGAUCGUAUCGUCGACAUUGUGAAGAGAGUUGGAUUAGAGGGGCUGUAUAGGACCCCAGGUAGAGAGAUUGAUCAUAACCUGAUCACGGCCUUCGUUGAGCGAUGGCGGCCUGAAACCCACACCUUCCACCUGCCACAUGGUGAGACAACGAUCACAUUACAAGAUGUGGAGGUUCUUUUUGGGAUUCCAAUCGAUGGUGAGGCAAUUGUUGGAACAACUGACUUGACAUGGAAAGAUGAAUGUCAGAGUCUGCUUGGAAUUGCUACUAAUGACACCACGCUUAAAGGACAAAGGAUCCAAAUAAAGAAGCUACUAGAAAAAAUUGACGAAGGGUUGCCCGAUGAUGCAACAGAGGUGGUUGUGCAUCAAUAUGCACGGUGUUAUAUCCUAGCACUCCUGGCAGACACAAUUUUCGCCGACAAGUCUGGUGAUAGGGUGCAUACGAUGUGGUUGCAGAUGCUGAGGAACCUUCGAAAUCCACCUCAGUACAGUUGGGGGAGCGCUUGCCUUGCAUGGCUGUACAGAGAGUUAUGCAAGGCAACCGACAGAGGUGCUAGUCAGAUUGGUGGGGCCUUGUUGCUAGUUCAGUAUUGGGCAUGGGUCAGAUUCCCUUUUUUGUGCCCAAGGAUGGACCUCCCACCAGAUGGUGCAUAUGGCCCACCAUUUGCACCUUCUCCAUUGUCUAUUAAGACUGUGUGGGUUGUGAACACCUUGAAUAGCCCCGCCGAAAUCUGUCUGGUCCGGUACCGUCAGCUUUUAGAUUGUAUGCAUCCAAAGCAGGUGGUGUGGCAACCAUAUGAAGCUGAAUUAGACCACCUGCCUGCGUUUUGUGUCGCCGGAAGGGAUGUAUGGACGGCAAGGGUACCGCUUGUUGCCAGUCACAAGAAGUUGUUGAGACUUUAUACAGUAGGCAGUCUUGAGUACAAGCAUAUUUCAGCUGUACUUAAGACAGUGGAACGCCUUCACCGUAUAACUGCUCGACUUCCGUUGGAAGAUAUCGAUGGGGCAAAUCCAGAAGUGCCAGAAGAUACUGGACGACCAAGCACGAGCUCAACUCGUGCCAGCCAUAGCCAUGGUCAGCGUGCUGCAUCCCAUCAGGUUGUCAGUAGGGCAGAUCUCCCUCCACCCCCACGUGCAUCUCCUGCCCCAGAGUUCCCUCCACCUCCACAUGCAUCUCCUUCCCUAGAGAUCCCUCCACAUACUGCUCAUGCAGUUUCUGACCUAGAUAUCUCUCUACCCACUACUCCUGCAUCUUUUCACCCCGAGAUCCCUUCACACACCUCACAUACAUUUUUUGAUCCUGCUCAUCUUUCAUUUACUCCACCAUCCUUUGAUCUCGGCCCUGAUUUCAAUCAAACCCCUCCUGUCAUGCACACGCAAUCCCCAUCAUACAACAUUGGUCAUAUAGACCAUGUACCGCCCCAUAGUCACUCCAUGUCAUUCAUGCCCACUCCUAGACUGCAUAUAGAUCCCAUGAGUACGGGCACUCACAUUUCAUUUGCUACACCAUCCUCCCCCGCAGUUGUUGGGAGUCAAGCAAAACAACCAGCUGUGCAUGUUGAGAAUGAGCAGGUUGUUGGGUUACAGUCACCCCCACAAGGUCGACCUAAACGUACAAUGAAAGCACCUCCUUGUGGGACAGGUGGUCACAAAGCAGGACACAACGCUGGCCCCACGGUAUGA
Messenger RNA from Quercus robur (English oak), 1935 nucleotides. RefSeq names its product serine/threonine-protein phosphatase 7 long form homolog. NCBI's taxonomy places the organism in Eukaryota, Viridiplantae, Streptophyta, Magnoliopsida, Fagales, Fagaceae. Bases 73 to 1935 code for a protein of 620 amino acids. Gene Ontology annotation, biological process: meristem maintenance; meristem development. The transcript is spliced from 6 exons. The record is from RefSeq and is a predicted model, not a curated record.